Molecule: messenger RNA, 1752 nt
Organism: Tarenaya hassleriana
Lineage: Eukaryota; Viridiplantae; Streptophyta; Magnoliopsida; Brassicales; Cleomaceae
Exons: 3
Coding region: 495-821 (108 amino acids)
Source: RefSeq, a predicted model, not a curated record
CCUAUCCACCGACAGAAUCUUCCCUACCUCUCACAAUUCUUUAUACCCUAUUUCAUCAGUUUUAUCCUAUUCUCGCCUUUCCACCCCUUAUCGUGCCUUUAUCCUUAGUUCCUCUUUAUCCACCGAACCAAAAUCCUUCAAGGAGAUUGUAACCGAUGUUCUUGGAGGAUUGCCAUGGAUAUCGAGCUCAAUGCUCUGGCUACAAAUGGGACGUAGUCUGUUGUUUCUCUGCCGCCUGGUAAGCAUGUCGUCAGUUGUCGUUGGGUAUAUCGAAUCAAACGCAAAUCUGAUGGUUCUGUUGAUAAAUUCAAGGCGUGAUUGGUGGCUAAGGGCUUUACUCAACAGGAGGGUGUGGACUUUCUUGACACCUUCUCUCCUGUUGCUAAGCUUGUGACAAUUAAACUCGUUCUUGCUCUUGUGGCUGCUAGGAAUUGGUCUCAUAGCUAGACGUAACAAAUGCUUUUCUUCAUGGCACUCUCGAUGAGGAAAUAUACAUGGCCUUACCUCCUGGAUACACAGUUGUUAACGGUGAUUCUCUGCAUCUGAAUGUGAUGGUUUCGUUCAGUCACAAGCCGAUCAUACCCUCUUUGUUCGGGGCCCCGAAAAUGUUUAGGACGGCUCUGACUGCAAUACAGGUUUUAAAAUCACUACUCAGCCGACAGUUCCACAUCAAGGAUCUUGGGAGCUUGAAGUUUUUUCUAGGACUCGAAAUUGCUCGAUCUCGUCAGGGAAUUGUUGUCAAUCAGCGCAAGUAUUGCUUGGAACUUAUUGAAGAUGUUGUUUACUCGCCUGCAAGCCAGCCUCUACUCCAUUAUAUCUGAAUACUCGUCUGACUAAAGAUACAAUGGAACCGUUGUCUGACAUCACCAGCUAUCGCAGGCUGAUCGACAGGUUACUUUACCUUACGAUAACUCGACCUGACGUCACUUUUGCUGUACACAAAAUGAGUCAAUUUCUCUCUUGUCCGACCACUGAUCACAUGAGAGCGGCUCAGCGUAUUGUACGUUAUCUAAAAGGUAAUCCUGGUCAAGGCUUUUUUUACUCGAUUUCCUCUGCCAUUCGUUUGAAUGCUUUUGCAGAUGCAGAUUGGGCAUCUUGCCCCGAUUCUCGGCAGUCCACUUUUGGCUUCUGUGUUUUUCUUGGGGAUUCACUUAUCUCUUGGAAAAUCAAGAAGCAAACUACUGUCACCUGCGAGCUUAUUUGGAUCCGAAAAUUACUCAAUGAUUUGCAAGUUGAGGUUUCUGAUCCGGACACUGUGUAUUGUGAUAAUAAGUCAGCCAUCUACAUUGUUUCUAAUCCGGUCUUCCACGAGCGCACCAAACACAUUGAUAUCGACUGCCAUCUUGUGCAUGAGAAGCUUCAAUCUGGUUUUCUGAAGAUGUUACAUGUUCCUUCACAUAAUCAGCUGGUCGAUCUCUUUACCAAGCAGAUGCAGCCUGCCCUAUUUUCUGCGCUCUUUGAGAGAUUACAUAAUUACAUUUGUCAAGUCUCUUUCUCCCGUCCGCGACUUGAGGGGGGCGUAAUACAUAUAUGAGUUCAAGCCCAAUAAGGGUCUUAGCCCAUUCUAAAAUAAUAUCAGGCAUAGGAAGAAGAAAGAGACGCGAAAACUUGAUGAUAAGCAUUCUGUUCAUCGUCGAUUCUCUAACGUCUUUCCACUCUUUUUAUCCUGUUGUAAUUUGUUAGAGUUUGUUAGAAAAUUUGUUAUUUUUUUUUGUAUAAAUCUCAAGUACAGAUCGAUCAAUCGAUCAAUGA